Molecule: messenger RNA, 3963 nt
Organism: Scaptodrosophila lebanonensis
Lineage: Eukaryota; Metazoa; Arthropoda; Insecta; Diptera; Drosophilidae
Gene: AOX2
Product: xanthine dehydrogenase
Exons: 7
Coding region: 1-3804 (1267 amino acids)
Molecular function (GO): FAD binding; iron ion binding; 2 iron, 2 sulfur cluster binding
Source: RefSeq, a predicted model, not a curated record
AUGAGCAUCAAAUUCAACGUCAAUGGCUUUCCCUACGAGGUGCAGCCGUCCGAUUUUCCAGCGGACAUAACGCUGAACACCUUUCUGCGUGAACAUCUGCACCUGACGGCCACCAAAUUCAUGUGCCUGGAGGGGGGCUGUGGCGUCUGUGUCUGUGUGAUAAGACGUCGGAAUCCCACGACCGGGGAAGUGCAUACGCGGGCAGCCAACUCGUGCCUCACAUUGCUCAACACCUGCGACGAUGUGGAUAUCGUGACCGAUGAGGGAUUGGGGAAUAAAGGCAGUGGCUACCAUCCCAUACAAAAGCGUCUGGCCAAAAUGAAUGGCACACAGUGUGGCUUUUGUUCGCCGGGAUUUGUGAUGAACAUGUACGGAUUGCUGGAGUCCAAAGCUGGCCACGUCACAAUGGCCGAGGUGGAGGAUGCUUUUGGUGGCAACAUAUGUCGUUGCACCGGCUAUCGCCCCAUUCUAGAUGCCAUGAAAUCCUUUGCCACGGACAGCACCAUUUCCGUACCCGGGGAGUGUGUAGACAUUGAGGACUCCUUCGAGUUGCUGUGCCCCCGCACGGGUCAGUGUGGCAGCGGUGGUUGCUCGCGAGCCACACUGAGCACUCAAAACGACAGCCACUGGCAUUGGCCCAAAUCUUUGGCGGACCUCUUCACCGCACUGAGCCAAGUGAGCAGCAAUGAGUUGUACAUCUUAGUCUCCGGCAAUACGGCGCAUGGCGCCUAUCGGCGUUCGCGAGACAUCAAGCACUUCAUAGAUGUAAACAAUGUGCCCGAGUUAAAGCAAUACAGCAUCGAAUCGGACCACAUACUGCUGGGCGCCAAUCUAACGCUGACAGAAACGAUGGAGAUCUUUCGACUGGCGGAGCAGCGCGCCGGUUUCGAGUAUUGUGCACAGCUGUGGCAGCAUUUCAACCUGAUUGCCAAUCUGCCAGUUCGAAAUAACGGCACAUUGGCGGGCAACAUAAGCACCAAGAAACAGUACCCCCACUUUGCUUCCGAUAUUUUCAUCACUUUCGAGACCCUCGACGCCCAUGUUCUGGUGCACGAGCAUCCGGGAGCACAACGUGUCCUCACACUACUGGAUUAUUUACAUGACACUACACCGAAUCUGGUUAUUGGGGGAUUCCUAUUAAGGCCCUAUCCGACGACCAAAUACCUUUUCAAUACGUAUAAGAUACUGCCCCGCGCCCAAAAUGUGCACGCCUAUGUGAAUGCUGGAUUCCUGAUCGAGUGGAAUGACGAUCAACACCAUAUUGUGCAAUCGGCGCGUAUAUGUUUCGGAAAUUUGAGUCCGAGUUUUGUGCAUGCGGUAGAAGUAGAGAGCUUGCUAGUGGGCCGAGAUUUAUAUGAUGCCGCCACUGUAUCUGAAGCGUUUGAGCGUCUGGAAGCCAGCUUGCAAGUGGUCGAAAUGCCACCGGAAGCAUCGCCGGAAUAUCGACACAAACUGGCCUGCUCCCUGUUCUACAAGUUCUUACUGUGGUCUGCUCCCGAGGAGUUGGUAAAAAAGCAGAAAAGAAGUGGGGGACUGCUGCUAGAGCGGCCCCUCUCCUCGGGCAGUCAAACAUUUGAAACGAUUAGCAAAAACUAUCCCGUAACGCAGCCCGUGCAGAAGCUAGAGGGUCUAAUUCAGUGCUCCGGCGAAGCGCCGUACAUGAACGAUCUCUUGACCACAAGUAAUGCCGUGCACUGCGCCUUUGUGACUGCCAAACGUGUGGGCGCCACUAUCGAGCAAAUCGACCCCACCCCCGCUCUCAGGUGCAAGGGCGUGGUCGCCUUCUACGCCGCCAAAGAUAUACCCGGUGUGAACAAUUUUAAUAAUGCCAGUGUGUUAGUUGUGGAGCCGGAGGAGGUGUUCUGUUCGGGCAGAGUCAAGCACUAUGAUCAGCCCUUGGGCGUUAUAGCAGCAGUUAACCAUGACUUGGCUGUCUAUGCCGCCACUCUGGUCCAGGUGACUUAUGCCAAUGAACAGAAGAAGCCCAUCCUAACGAGCAUGAAUCAAGUAUUGGCUUCGGGAGAGAGUUCACGAAUUGUGCAAAUGAAUAAAAGUAAUGGAGAAAAUUCGACAUUGAAGGUCCCAUUGGCACCUGGCGAUGUUAUGGGACGCGGCAUCCUGGAGCUGGAAUCGCAGUACCACUUCACCAUGGAACCACAAACCACGAUUGUAGUGCCCUUUGAGCAGGGCCUUCAGGUCUGGUGCGCCACUCAAUGGAUGGAUUUAACGCAAUAUAGUAUUGCGGCUAUGCUGCAACUUGACGCCAGCUUGGUGCAGUUGCAGGUGCGCCGAGUGGGUGGCGCCUACGGAGCCAAGGUCACCCGUUGUAACCAGGUGGCCUGUGCUGCCGCUCUAGUGGCCCAUAAGCUGAACAGACCUGCACGCUUUGUGCAAACCAUUGAGUCCAUGAUGGAGUGCAAUGGCAAGCGCUAUGCCUGCCGAUCCGACUACGACUUUGUGGUGCGAGCUAGUGGUGCCAUAAGUAUGCUCAACAAUAACUUCUACGAGGAUGCAGGCUGUUCGCUGAAUGAGAAUGUGGUCGACUUCUUGACCAUGCCAGCCGUGAGGAACGUCUACAAUUUGAACGCCACCAACUUCAAGGUCAAUGGCAGCGCCGUCGUCACAGAUGCGCCGAGCUCCACAUGGUGUCGCGCACCGGGCACAGCAGAGGGCAUUGCGAUGGCAGAGGUUCAGUUGGAGCAUAUUGCCUUUGCCAGUAAGCUGGAUCCAGCCGAUGUGCGUUUAGUAAACCUGCGGCCGGGGAACAAAAUGGUGCAGCUAUUGCCGCGAUUCCUAGCCUCCACAGAGUACCGCCAGCGGCGACACGAUAUUAAUGCGUUCAAUGCACAGAAUCGUUGGCGCAAACGUGGUAUUGGCCUAUCACUAAUGGAGUUCCCUUUGGCCACCUCUAUUGGUUACAGUUAUCCAACCACUGUUUCCAUUUAUCAUUCAGAUGGCUCUGUGGUCAUCACGCAUGGUGGCAUUGAGAUCGGACAGGGAAUCAAUACGAAAGCAGCACAGGUGGCAGCCUUUACUCUGGGCCUGCCCCUCGAGAAGGUGCGCAUUGAGAGCAGCAACACUGUGAAUGGAGCCAAUGCCAUGGUAACUGCUAAUUCCAUGGCCAGCGAGAUGAUUGGUCUGGCCGUACGUAAAGCCUGUGACACUUUAAAUAAGCGGCUUCAGCCCGUGAGGCAGGCGUUGGGCCCCAAUGCCACCUGGAAACAGAUUGUGGAGCGUGCUUGGACACAAUCCAUUCUUCUUAUUGCCACCGAUUCGUAUAAAGUUGGGGAUAUACCCAAUUACAACAUCUAUGGUCUGUGUCUCACCGAACUUGAGGUGGACAUCUUGACGGGCAACCAUUUGAUUCGACGCGUCGACAUACUGGAGGAUGCUGGGGAGAGUCUCAGUCCAAACAUCGACGUGGGCCAGGUGGAGGGUGCCUUUGUCAUGGGCUUGGGCUACUAUCUGAACGAGCUGUUGCUUUACGAUCGCCAAACGGGACGGCUUUUGACGAAUCGCACCUGGAACUAUCACCCACCGGGCGCCAAAGACAUACCAAUUGACUUUCGCAUAGAGCUGCUGCAAAAGAACCCCAACCCGGUGGGGUUUAUGCGUUCCAAGGCAACCGGGGAGCCAGCCUUCUGUCUAUCUGUGGGCGUACUUUUCGCCAUGCAACACGCGCUACAAUCGGCACGCGAUGAUGCCGGACUGCCCAGAGAAUGGGUUCGACUAGGCGCGCCCACUACACCGGAGACAGUCGUAUUGAAUGCUGGCACAGAGGUGCAGCGCUUUGCAUUGAAAUAGACCUAAACUGUCAUUAUUUACAACUGGCAAUAUAUAAUUCAAAUCUAAACUUUCCACUUAAAUACAAGACAACAAACCAAAACAAAAGCUGAAGAGGACAUUGAUUGAAAGAAUAUAUCUAACCGAAAUACUCAAAAAUAUAGCCCAUUACUUUGGAGC